Messenger RNA from Musa acuminata AAA Group (dessert banana), 1167 nucleotides. RefSeq lists its product as uncharacterized. Bases 1 to 1167 code for a protein of 388 amino acids. The record is from RefSeq and is a predicted model, not a curated record. NCBI's taxonomy places the organism in Eukaryota, Viridiplantae, Streptophyta, Magnoliopsida, Zingiberales, Musaceae. The transcript has a single exon.
AUGUCAAGCGAUCAGCGAAUCCGCUUCGACGGACCCUCGACCACUGGGCUCCCCGCCUCGGGGGAACACCCCCUACAUGAUGAAACCCACGCCGAACGCCUCGCAGUAGUGUCAGAACGCUACUGGCAACUGUUCAAUGACCCAGGCUUGUCGCCUCCCGACGAUGCACCCGCCGGCCCGUUGCAAGUGUCACCCGAGGCCUUUCAUGACCUCGCCCACCAGGUCCGAGCCCUGACAAGCAUGGUGCAGACUAUCGUCCCGAUCGUCUCCCAACGGACCCCUCCACAUGCGACCCGACCUUCGCAGCAACGGGAGACCCCUGUCCGGACUCACGCACCACUUCCAGAGCUUCCUGUCUCGCCUCGAAACCCCACAACUCGGCCCGGGAGCCGGGAAGCAGAGGACACGGCGAGCCGCCCCGAGCCCGAGGCUCCGACCGCCGACUCGACGAAUGCCUUGCGAGCUCAGCUGCGCCUCGUCAGUCAAAAACUGGACGAGGUACAACAGGAAGUUCGCAAGUCAAAAGGAGAGCUCGGGGCGGACGGACACCAAGGAUCCCCGUUCACCCCCGAGAUACAAGAGCAGGCGAUCCCGCCACACUUCCGCCUCCCCUCGCUGGACGCGUAUGACGGCGCCGCUGACCCAGCGGACCACGUGGCCGCUUUCCGCGCCCAGAUGGCGCUGUACGGGACUUCUGACGCUUUAAUGUGCAGGGCAUUCCCGACGACUCUGUGGGGGCCAGCCCGCGCGUGGUACAGCGGCCUGAAGCCCGGGACUGUCGCCUCCUUCGAUCAGCUCGCCAAGGAUUUCGAGCUUAACUUCUUGGCCUACGCCCGACCGAAGCCGUCCAUGGCGCUGCUCCUCGGGCUCAACCAGAAGGAGGACAAGCCCCUCUCCCAUUUUGUGAACCGCUUUACGACGCAGAUCCGCGGAUUAUCGGAUGCUCACCCCUCUCUCUUGAUGCGGGCAUUCAUGACAGGCCUGUGGCCCUCCAGGUUCUUCUGGUCGCUCGUGGAGCGGCCCCCCGCCGCGGUCCCCGAAAUGCUCCAGCGUGCCAGUCAAUUCGUCGCCGCCAGACUUGGAUGGCUGGGAAACGGGAGGAUCACAAAAAGGUCAAGUCAGAGCCGCCCCGACAGCUACAACCCGCCACCUCCUGGCGGAGGAUAG